Molecule: messenger RNA, 543 nt
Organism: Carcharodon carcharias (great white shark)
Lineage: Eukaryota; Metazoa; Chordata; Chondrichthyes; Lamniformes; Lamnidae
Product: lysozyme C-1-like
Exons: 4
Coding region: 1-543 (180 amino acids)
Molecular function (GO): lysozyme activity
Source: RefSeq, a predicted model, not a curated record
AUGAAGAUUCUCAUUGUUCACAUUCUCCUGUUUAUGGUCACAAGUGGCAAAGUCUAUGAGAAAUGUGAACUAGCCCGGAUUUUGAAGGAUAAGGGAUUAGAUGGAUUUCACAGGCACAGCCUGGCCAACUGGAUCUGCAUGGUUGAUAUUGAAAGUGGAUUCAACACAAAUUUAACAAGACAUUAUCGGAAUCUUGGAAUCAUUACAUCAACUAACUAUGGGAUUUUCCAGAUCAAUAAUAAGGAUUGGUGCGACAAUGGCAUGGCCACAUACAGCUACAAUCUCUGUCAAAUCAGCUGUAACAGUUUGUUGGACGAUGAUAUCACCAAUGAUAUUCAAUGCAUCAAGUCUGUAGUUGUUACCCAGCUUGGAAUGGACAUAUGGUCCCGCCCCCCGCUCACCGACCGGAAGAUCCUGCCCAAGGUGUUCACGGAUGCAAUGUUCCGGAGGGAUGGCUCUUACAUCAGCUUCACUAGGAUGCCCAAAACCAAAACGAGAGAGCCCGAGGAUUUGCUGCCAGUGCUGGUUUUCCCACCCUACUGA